This is a messenger RNA of Exophiala spinifera, 1890 nucleotides long. RefSeq lists its product as uncharacterized. NCBI's taxonomy places the organism in Eukaryota, Fungi, Ascomycota, Eurotiomycetes, Chaetothyriales, Herpotrichiellaceae. The coding region runs from base 1 to 1890 and encodes 629 amino acids. The record is from RefSeq and is a predicted model, not a curated record. The transcript is spliced from 4 exons. Gene Ontology annotation, molecular function: FAD binding.
AUGUCACCAGAAACAGCUUCUAUCGAGGAGACCGGGGUUGUUAUAUGUGGUGGAGGCCCAACGGGGACUGCACUUUCGGUACUGCUAGGCAUUCUGAACAUACCCAACAUUGUCCUGGAACGAGAAAAGACAAUCACCACAGAUCCUCGAGGUAUAGCUCUCGAUGAAGAUGGCAUUCGAAUACUGCAGUCCCUUGGGAUUUAUGACCGCAUUUAUACCGAAAUUGGCACUUGCAUGGAGAAGUUCAACUUCGUAACCGGCGACGGAACGGAUCCGAGGAAGAAACCGCUGUUGUCGAUGAAGUACGUGACAACAGAAGGCGGCACAGGUCAUGUCGGCUUCAUUUGUCACAAGCAGCCGGCCAUGGAGAAGGCGAUCAGAGACCAGAUCCAAAGAACGCCGUCAUGCAGCUUAAGAACAGAAGCCACAGUCACAGGCGUCAGUGAGGACGAGGGCUAUGCAUAUGUUGAUUACGUUGACGCCCAAGGGUCAUCGCAUCGCAUCAAAGCCCCGUUUCUCGUCGGUGCCGAUGGCAAGACUGGCUAUGUUCGUAAGAUGUAUCUCGAACCAAGGGGCAUAGUCAUGGCGAAGUCGGAGAGGACGAGUUAUGAGGAGACUUGGGUCGCGUUGAACUGGCAGAUAACGCUGCCAGAUGAGAAAUCACAUCCUGAUUUUCCGCUGUGGAGACUCGGUUACACCCCUCAGGAAGUGUACGACCUAUUUUUCCCGAGGGAUUUUCGGUUCUUAUGCAAUCCCAAGCGGCCUUCAGUUUGUGGAAGAUUCGGUCCACCAGCAGAUCGAUUAUGGCGCUUCGAGUUUGUGGUCCAGAAGGACGAGGACGGACAGCAAAUGGCCAAAUUCGAGGAAACCAGUAAAAUCAUCUACCCAUAUAUAACACAUCCAGGCAGCCGCUAUGGUCUGGCACAACCCGUGAGAUUCCCCGAGGAUUGCAUCAAGACCCUCCGGUCUCGACCUUUUUCUUUCGUGGCAAGGAGCUGCAACAAGUGGGCGCUAGGAAGAGUCAUUUUGGCAGGCGACGCGGCUCAUGUCUUUCCUCCCUUUGGCGGCCAAGGCAUAGCUUCAGGCUUUCGAGACGCAGCUGCAUUGGCUUGGAGACUCGCUUUCCUGCAUCGCAAUCCGAAAGCUGAUCACCACAAAGUCCUUGCGGCGUGGUACAGGGAGCGCAAGCAGCAACUCGAUCGCUCGCUCGCGGCGACAGUCCGGAAUGGCGAAUAUGUGACUGAGUCUGAUCCAUUCAAAGUCUUUCUCCGAGAGUGGUAUAUGUGGGCAGUUCAACUGAUACCUGCUUAUCGAAAACAGAUUGAAUUGGGAGCUCGCGCCGCUGGAAUGACCAAGUAUCAACAUGAAGAAGGCAUGCCCUUCAUUCCUGAGAUGGAAGGCGGCCUUCUUCUGCCACAAGUGUAUGCAUACGACUUCAAGACUCGGAGGGUGUGUUUCACAGAUGACUUGAUUUUUGCGCCUCACAAGACAGGCCUCUUCCAGCUUCUCAUCCUACCUGAUAGCGUCGACGAUUGCAGCAGGCUCAUAAAUGGUAUCAACGAAGUAGACCGCGUUUCGAACAACUUGCUCUCGUCGAACGAAGCCACUAUACUCUUACAGUCCACGAAGGUACCAACAGGGUCGACGGCGUUUCCACAACAAGAUAUAGCUCGGCUUGCAGCAGGCAAUGAAUUUGCGGCAGAUUCAUUGCUAUGCAGAAACCGUCCUGAUCCCAUCGGGUACGAUGAGUAUAGGCUCCAUAAGGAAAUCAGGGGCCGAAGGUAUGUCAUACUAAGACAGGAUCGGUUUGUUUUCGCAGCCUGCGACACGAUCGUAGAAUUAAAAGGCGCAGCUGGCCGACUGGCACCGAGUUUGUCACUGCCGUCGUGA